Messenger RNA from Aspergillus saccharolyticus JOP 1030-1, 1008 nucleotides. Its product is annotated as aldo/keto reductase family protein. NCBI's taxonomy places the organism in Eukaryota, Fungi, Ascomycota, Eurotiomycetes, Eurotiales, Aspergillaceae. Gene Ontology annotation, molecular function: oxidoreductase activity. The transcript has 2 exons. The record is from RefSeq and is a predicted model, not a curated record. Bases 157 to 1008 code for a protein of 283 amino acids.
GCAAGCUCUCUUUUUCUCUCUUCCAUCCAAUUCUCUUCGCCUCCCGGUCGCUUAUCUGAUUCAUAAUCAGCAAAGAAGGAGAUCACAAUAAAAUCACAGCACCCACGAUCUCUGGAAGCCUAGUCCCUACCUGCACAUCUAUAUUAGUUCGCAACCAUGUCACCCAAAUAUACCAUCACUGAUCUCCUACCCCUCCCAAAUUCCUCCGUCCAGAUACCCCGCCUCGGUUUCGGAGUCUACCGUUCCCACGCCGACAAAUGCGUCAGCUCCACCGCUCACGCCCUGAAGGUUGGGUACAGGCACAUUGACACCGCGCAAUUCUAUGGAAAUGAGAAGGAGGUCGGCGAUGCGCUCCGCUCGUCGGGCCUGGCCCGCAGCGACGUGUUUGUGACCACUAAGAUCCUCAGCCCCGCCGGGUCCCCCGAAGCUACCUACGAGAAGCUGGUGGCCAGUGUCGAGAAGAUCGGAGGCAAGGAUGGAUACGUGGAUCUGUUCUUGAUUCACAGCUCCAAGUCCGGCUCGGCGGGUCGGAAGGAGCUGUGGCAGGCCUUGGAACGGCUGUUGGAGGAGGGUAAGACCAAGGCUAUUGGAGUCAGCAACUUCGGCAUCAAGCACAUCGAGGAACUGAAGUCAUUCGCCAAGGUCUGGCCGCCACACGUCAACCAGAUUGAGCUUCACCCCUGGUGCCAACAACGCGAAAUCGAUGCCUACUGCAAGCAGAACGGAAUCAUCGUCGAAUCUUACUGCCCGCUCGUCCGCAACUAUAAAGCCAACGACCCUACGCUGGUCGAGGUGGCUCAGAAGUACAACAAGUCCACUCAGCAAGUGUUGGUUCGCUACGCACUCCAGAAGGAGUGGGUUCCUCUACCCAAGUCGGAGACCCCAGAGCGCAUUGCCGCCAAUGCAGAUGUAUUCGACUUCGAGAUCAGCAAGGAGGAUAUGAAAGUCCUGGAUGGUCUGGACCAGGGUAGCGGUGGGGCCAUCGUGGAGGCCGUCGAGAACGAGUAG